Messenger RNA from Opisthocomus hoazin, 1249 nucleotides. Lineage: Eukaryota; Metazoa; Chordata; Aves; Opisthocomiformes; Opisthocomidae. The record is from RefSeq and is a predicted model, not a curated record.
ACUGAUGAAAGAGCUCAAGGAAAAGGAGGAAUCUCUUCUAAUUUGCCAACAAUUAUGCAAACAUUUACAGGAAGAGGUGGCUGAGAAAGAAAGGAAAGAUGAUCUAAAAAGAAGAACCGGUCGAUCGGAAAGCGAACUGGAAGCGCUGAAAGCUCUGCUUAGCCACACAGAGGAAGAGGUGGCGAUGCUGAAACAAGAAAGGGAGUUAAUGCUGAUUUCUCAUCAAAACAGAACAGAGCAGCUGCAGGAAACUUUAAGGCAGAAGAUGCGGAAUGAAGAUAACUGGAGGGAGAAGAUGGAAAUUGGUCUGGCUAAAGGUGAAGCACGACACAAAGAAGCGAUUCUGAAAGUCAAGGAAGAGGCGAGGGCGGAACUAGACACUGAGAGACAAAAACAGCAAGAACUGAUUACAAAAUAUCAGAGGGAUCACGAAGAGCUUCAGCAGAAGAUACCAGGAUUAAUAUCCAGUGCCACCAACAGCUUAAGGAUGGAGACAGAAAUUCUUGAAAAGAAGCUGCAAGAUGCCCAGAUCAAACUUGCAGAGAAAGAUGAAGAUAAAGAAAAAGAAAUUCAGAGCCUUAAAAGACUGAUUACUGAACUUGAAUUUCAGCUCACGAUGGAAAAGAACAAUAAUGAAUCAUUUCUGGAUAAUAUGAGGAAAGAAAUUAAACAGAAGUCAGAUGAACUGGAAAUGUUAACCCAGGAGAAGACACAGCUGAUUCAGAAUUUGAGUCAAGUUCAAGAGGAGAAUGCUCUUCUCCAGGAAACAGUGCGCAGAGAGUGUGAGGAACGCUAUGAGCUGACUGCAGCUUUGACUCAAGCCAGGGAACAAGUACUGGAACUAAAAAAGCUCAGUGGAAACUUCCCGUUAUCACCGUGUUCCCUGACUCAGGGCAGCCUAACCUCCUCUGCUGCCCCGCUCGCUGAUUACGGGCAGAAAAGCCGCCCGAGCCCCGGCGCUGGGGAGGAAAUCAAUCUCUCCGGACAGGCCUCACGUAAGAAGACGAGCCGUACGUACUUCGCCCGGCUCCCAGGGCGCACGGUCUGCGUCGGCUGCGGCAACGGAGACGUGGGAAUCCACAGCAGCCGCAUCGAUCCCUGCUCCCCCUCGCCCAUCUCCCCCGCCUGCACCCCCGCGCAGAGCGCCAUGCCAGCCCGCAGCUCUGGGUCAUGCCGUGCUUACGGCUCUGGCAGCGGUACACCAAGGGAUCACCCCGGCAGCAGGCUGCUCCGCACUGCGAACCCCUGA